This is a messenger RNA of Prionailurus viverrinus (fishing cat), 3097 nucleotides long. It is a transcript of the gene GRM8, whose product is annotated as glutamate metabotropic receptor 8. The transcript is spliced from 10 exons. NCBI's taxonomy places the organism in Eukaryota, Metazoa, Chordata, Mammalia, Carnivora, Felidae. Gene Ontology annotation, molecular function: group III metabotropic glutamate receptor activity. Bases 1 to 2727 code for a protein of 908 amino acids. Gene Ontology annotation, biological process: G protein-coupled glutamate receptor signaling pathway; regulation of synaptic transmission, glutamatergic. The record is from RefSeq and is a predicted model, not a curated record. Gene Ontology annotation, cellular component: membrane.
AUGGUAUGCGAGGGAAAGCGAUCAGCCUCUUGCCCUUGUUUCUUCCUCCUGACGGCCAAGUUCUACUGGAUCCUCACAAUGAUGCAAAGAACUCACAGCCAGGAGUAUGCCCAUUCCAUACGAGUGGAUGGGGACAUCAUUUUGGGGGGUCUCUUCCCUGUCCACGCAAAGGGAGAGAGAGGGGUACCUUGUGGGGAGCUGAAGAAGGAAAAGGGGAUCCACAGACUGGAGGCCAUGCUUUAUGCAAUCGACCAGAUUAAUAAGGACCCUGAUCUCCUCUCCAAUAUUACUCUGGGUGUCCGGAUCCUUGACACGUGCUCCAGGGACACAUAUGCUUUGGAGCAGUCAUUAACAUUCGUGCAGGCAUUGAUAGAGAAAGACGCUUCCGACGUGAAGUGUGCUAAUGGAGAUCCACCCAUUUUCACCAAGCCUGACAAGAUUUCUGGUGUCAUAGGUGCUGCAGCAAGCUCCGUGUCCAUCAUGGUUGCUAACAUUUUAAGACUUUUUAAGAUACCUCAAAUCAGCUAUGCAUCCACAGCCCCAGAGCUAAGUGAUAACACCAGGUAUGACUUCUUCUCUCGGGUAGUCCCGCCUGACUCCUACCAAGCGCAAGCCAUGGUGGACAUUGUUACAGCACUGGGGUGGAAUUAUGUGUCAACACUGGCUUCUGAGGGCAACUAUGGAGAGAGUGGUGUGGAGGCCUUCACUCAGAUCUCAAGGGAGAUUGGUGGUGUUUGCAUUGCUCAAUCACAGAAAAUCCCACGUGAACCAAGACCUGGAGAAUUUGAAAAAAUUAUCAAACGCCUGCUAGAAACACCUAAUGCUCGGGCAGUGAUUAUGUUUGCCAAUGAAGAUGACAUCAGGAGGAUAUUGGAAGCAGCGAAAAAAUUAAACCAAAGUGGUCAUUUUCUCUGGAUUGGCUCAGAUAGUUGGGGAUCCAAAAUAGCACCUGUUUAUCAGCAGGAGGAGAUUGCAGAAGGAGCAGUGACGAUUCUGCCCAAAAGGGCAUCAAUUGAUGGGUUUGAUCGCUACUUUAGAAGCCGAACUCUUGCCAAUAAUCGAAGAAAUGUGUGGUUCGCAGAAUUUUGGGAGGAGAAUUUUGGAUGCAAGUUAGGAUCACAUGGAAAAAGGAACACUCAUAUAAAGAAAUGCACAGGGCUGGAGAGAAUUGCGAGGGAUUCAUCUUAUGAACAGGAAGGAAAGGUCCAAUUUGUAAUUGAUGCAGUAUAUUCCAUGGCUUAUGCCCUGCACAACAUGCACAAAGAUCUCUGCCCUGGAUACAUUGGUCUCUGCCCACGAAUGAGUACGGUGGACGGGAAAGAGCUACUUGGUUACAUUCGGGCUGUCAAUUUCAAUGGUAGUGCUGGGACACCUGUCACUUUUAAUGAAAAUGGAGAUGCUCCUGGACGUUAUGAUAUCUUCCAGUAUCAAAUAACCAACAAAAGUGCAGAAUACAAAAUCAUUGGGCACUGGACCAAUCAGCUUCAUCUAAAAGUGGAAGACAUGCAGUGGGCUAAUAGAGAACACACUCACCCGGCGUCUGUCUGCAGUCUGCCCUGUAAGCCUGGGGAGAGGAAGAAAACAGUGAAAGGAGUCCCUUGCUGUUGGCACUGUGAGCGCUGUGAAGGUUACAACUACCAGGUGGAUGAGCUCUCCUGUGAACUUUGCCCUUUGGAUCAGAGACCAAACAUCAACCGCACAGGCUGCCAGCUUAUUCCCAUCAUCAAACUAGAAUGGCAUUCUCCCUGGGCUGUGGUGCCUGUGUUCGUUGCAAUAUUGGGAAUCAUCGCCACCACCUUUGUGAUCGUGACCUUUGUCCGCUAUAAUGACACACCUAUUGUAAGGGCUUCGGGACGAGAACUUAGCUAUGUGCUCCUGACAGGGAUUUUUCUCUGUUAUUCAAUCACCUUUUUAAUGAUUGCAGCACCAGAUACAAUCAUAUGUUCCUUCCGCCGGAUCUUUCUAGGACUUGGCAUGUGUUUCAGCUAUGCAGCCCUUCUUACCAAAACCAACAGAAUCCACCGAAUAUUUGAGCAGGGCAAGAAAUCGGUCACAGCGCCCAAGUUUAUUAGUCCAGCAUCCCAGCUGGUGAUCACUUUCAGCCUCAUCUCCGUCCAGCUCCUGGGAGUGUGUGUCUGGUUUGUUGUGGACCCCCCCCACAUCAUCAUUGACUAUGGAGAACAGCGGACUCUAGACCCAGAGAAUGCCAGGGGAGUGCUCAAGUGUGACAUUUCUGAUCUCUCGCUCAUUUGUUCACUGGGGUACAGUAUCCUCUUGAUGGUCACUUGUACUGUGUAUGCCAUUAAAACGAGAGGUGUCCCAGAGACUUUCAAUGAAGCCAAACCUAUUGGAUUUACCAUGUAUACCACCUGCAUCAUUUGGUUAGCUUUCAUUCCCAUCUUUUUUGGAACAGCCCAGUCUGCAGAAAAGAUGUACAUCCAGACAACAACACUUACUGUCUCCAUGAGUUUAAGUGCUUCAGUGUCUCUGGGCAUGCUGUAUAUGCCCAAGGUUUAUAUUAUAAUUUUUCAUCCAGAGCAGAAUGUUCAAAAACGCAAGAGGAGCUUCAAGGCUGUGGUGACAGCUGCCACCAUGCAAAGCAAACUGAUCCAAAAAGGAAAUGACAGACCAAAUGGAGAAGUGAAAAGCGAACUCUGUGAGAGUCUUGAAACCAACACUUCCUCUACUAAGACAACAUAUAUCAGCUACAGCAAUCAUUCAAUCUGAAACAGGAAAAUGGUAGAAUAUGAAGAAAUCUGGUACGUGAUCUUAAUAAACAUGACACCACCAAAACCCACUCCUGGAGAUCUCUGUAGACUACAAUCAAUCAAAUCAAUAGUCAAUCUUGUAAGGAACAAAAAGUAGCCAUGAGCCAAAAGUAUCAAUAAACAGAGUGAAAAAAAAAAACAUUUUAUACAGUACAACCAAUGAGUGUCAAGCUAAAAUAUUGCUUACUCAUAAGCAGUUUAAAAAAAAUCACAAAAGGAAAACUAAUGUUAGCUUGUGAAAAAAAAAUGCUGUUGAAAUAAACCAUGUCUGAUGUUAUUCUUGUAAGUAUUUUUCUGUGAUUGUGAGAACUCCCGUUCCUGUCCCACCU